Molecule: messenger RNA, 300 nt
Organism: Rhizoctonia solani
Lineage: Eukaryota; Fungi; Basidiomycota; Agaricomycetes; Cantharellales; Ceratobasidiaceae
Exons: 4
Coding region: 1-300 (99 amino acids)
Source: RefSeq, a predicted model, not a curated record
AUGAGCACAGUGACGGAUAAGAAGUUAGCUUCAACGUGCACGGUGAUAUACGUCCAAGACGAUGGCACGGUUGCCCCUAUUGAGCGUGAAGUUCGAGAACUAGCCAUUGGGUUACAAGCAGUCAAGGACGAACAGGAAUACAUUGUUAUCCGAGAAACGCGUGCACCGGAACACGGCGGAAUCGACCAACGACCGUGUCAAAUGGUGGAGUAUUGGCCAGGCAGUGGUUCUAGUCGCCGUGUGCGGGUUCCAGGUGUACUAUCUCCAGUCGUUCUUCGAGGUCAAACGAGAGUAAUCUAG